Pungitius pungitius (ninespine stickleback) is the source of this 6396-nucleotide messenger RNA. RefSeq names its product transient receptor potential cation channel, subfamily M, member 7 (gene trpm7). The record is from RefSeq and is a predicted model, not a curated record. Bases 247 to 5598 code for a protein of 1783 amino acids. The transcript is spliced from 37 exons. Gene Ontology annotation, cellular component: plasma membrane. Gene Ontology annotation, molecular function: ATP binding; protein serine/threonine kinase activity; calcium channel activity. Gene Ontology annotation, biological process: calcium ion transport; protein phosphorylation; monoatomic cation transmembrane transport. Lineage: Eukaryota; Metazoa; Chordata; Actinopteri; Perciformes; Gasterosteidae.
AGCGCACAUGUGGCCGCUGACUCCGCCCCGGUCACGUGACGGCGUGCGGGCUGACUCAGCCGGGUCGUCAUGCAGCGUCAGUCUGGAGUCGCACAAUUAUGAAAAAGCAACCUUCCGUUGGAGCUGCAGCCGAAGCGGAUCUCUCCAACGUCAACCGGGCUUUCCUUCCAAGGCUAACCGAGAGCACCGCCGAUAGAUGGAUAAAAGCCACGCCGCAGCUCUUCCUGAGUCUCAACGGUGACGAGAAUGUCCCAGAAACCCUGGAUAGAAAGCACCUUCACCAAGCGGGAAUGCGUGUACAUACUUCCAGUGUCAAAGGAACCCCACAGAUGCCUUCCAGGAUGCCAGAUUUGCCAACAGCUGGUCCGAUGCUGCUGUGGGCGUCUGGUGCGGCAGCAUGUCGGCUUCACAGCCAGCUUGGCUACAAAGUACUCGGACGUGACGUUGGGGGACAACUCCAACCUGUCCAUGCCCGAGCUGGAGGAGUGGUCGGUGGAAAAACACACAGAGGCCAGCCCCAGUGAUGCUUAUGGCGUCAUUAACUUCCAGGGAGGGUCUCACUCGUACAGAGCCAAGUAUGUGCGUUUGUCCCACGACUCUCGGCCGGAGAGCAUCCUGCGGCUCAUGCUGAAGGAGUGGCAUAUGGAGCUUCCUAAGAUCCUCAUCUCUGUCCACGGGGGAGUUCAGAACUUUGAGCUUCACCCGCGCCUCAAGCAAGUGGUGGGCAAAGGCCUCAUCAAAGCCGCGGUCACCACGGGAGCCUGGAUCCUCACCGGAGGGGUCAACACAGGUGUAGCGAAGCAUGUGGGAGAUGCUCUCAAAGAACACUGUUCAAGAUCGUCAAAGAAAAUUUGCACUAUCGGCAUCGCACCCUGGGGAGUCAUUGAAAACCGGAACGAUCUCAUUGGCAGAGACAUUAUCGCUCCGUAUCAGACGCUGCUGAACCCUCUAAGCAAACUAAACGUUCUCAACAAUCUGCAUUCGCAUUUCCUUCUGGUGGAUGAUGGGACAGUGGGCAAGUACGGUGCUGAGGUCCAGCUGCGGCGGGACCUGGAGAAGCACAUCAACCUCCAAAGAAUACAUGCACGAAUCGGUCAGGGUGUUCCCGUUGUGGCCUUGAUCUUCGAGGGGGGUCCCAAUGUGAUCCUGACCGUGCUGGACUACCUUCAGGAGAGCCCUCCUGUCCCAGUGGUGGUGUGUGAGGGGACCGGCCGCGCUGCUGACAUUUUGGCCUACGUCCACAAACAGACCGAGGAGGGAGGUAGUCUGCCCGUCGGAGUGGAGACUGACAUCAUUGCAACCAUUAAGAAAACCUUCAACUUCAGCCAGAGUGAUGCCAUCCACCUCUUUCAGACACUGAUGGAGUGCAUGAAAAGCAAAGAAUUGAUCACUGUGUAUCACAUCAGCUCCGACGAGCACCAGGACAUUGACGUCGCCAUUCUGAGGGCUUUACUCCAAGGCACAAACGCGUCAGCCUUCGACCAGCUGGUCCUGACUCUGGCCUGGGACCGGGUGGACAUCGCCAAGAAUCACGUGUUCGUGUAUGGACAGCAGCUCCUGGUGAGCUCCCUGGAGCAAGCAAUGCUGGAUGCACUCGUGAUGGACAGGGUGGAUUUUGUCAAGUUGCUCAUAGAAAACGGCGUCAGCAUGCAUCGCUUCCUGACCAUCAGUCGGUUAGAGGAGCUCUACAACACGAAACAACAUCCCAACAACCCAACCCUCCUCCACCUGGUUAGAGAUGUUAAACAGAGUCAUCUGCAUCCAAACUACAAGAUCACUUUGAUUGAUGUGGGCCUGGUAAUUGAGUACCUGAUGGGUGGGACCUACAGGUGCAACUACACCAGGAAACGCUUCCGAAUCAUUUACAACAAUCUCCGUGGCAACAGUAGGCAGUCGGGGCGCCACGCGGCGGGUCCUGGUUCUCAUUUGAGGAAGAGUCACGAGUCUUUUAGCAUGCAGGCUGACAAAAAGGAGAAGACGAGGCACAACCACUUCAUCAAAACUGCUCAGCCAUACAAGCCUAAGCUCGAAUCCUCCAUCGAGCAAAACAAAAAGAGAAGCAAAGAAGAGAUUGUGGACAUCGACGAUCCAGAGACGCGGCGUUUUCCCUACCCGUUCAAUGAGCUGCUGGUGUGGGCCGUGCUGAUGAAGAGGCAGAAAAUGUCCCUCUUCUUCUGGCAGCACGGUGAGGAGAACAUGGCCAAGGCUCUGGUGGCCUGCAAGCUUUGCCGGUCCAUGGGCUACGAGGCCAAAAAGAGCGAUGUGGUGGACGACACCUCGGAGGAGCUCAAGGAGUACUCAAAUGAGUUCGGGACGCUGGCGGUGGACCUGCUGGAGGAGUCGUUCAGGCAGGAUGAGACCAUGGCCAUGAAACUGCUCACCUACGAGCUGAAAAACUGGAGCAACUCCACCUGUUUGAAGUUGGCUGUCUCGUCCCACCUGCGGCCCUUUGUGGCUCACACCUGCACGCAGUUCCUCCUGUCGGACAUGUGGAUGGGGCGGCUGAACAUGCGCAAGAACUCCUGGUACAAGGUGAUUCUCAGUAUCUUGCUCCCUCCUGCCAUACUCCUGUUGGAGUACAAAUCCAAAGCCGAGAUGGCUCACAUCCCUCAGAGUCAGGACGACCACCAGAUGACCAUGGAGGACAGCGAAAGCAACUUCCAGAACAUGACUGAAGAAAUCCAAAUGGAUGUGUUCAAGGAGGCCAGAUCCCAAGACCAUGUGGAGACAAAGAGUGAAAUGGAAACCCAAUUCCGCUCCAGAAAGCUGCCGCUAACCAGGAAAAUAUAUGCCUUCUACCACGCUCCCAUUGUCAAGUUCUGGUCUAACACGCUCUUCUACCUGGGCUUUUUGAUGCUCUACUCGUAUGUGGUCCUGGUGAAAAUGCCUACUAUGCCUUCUCCUCAAGAGUGGGUGGUCAUCCUCUACAUAUUCACCUCUGCUAUUGAGAAAAUUCGAGAGAUGUUUAUGUCUGAAGCCGGCAAAAUAGGCCAGAAGGUGAAGGUUUGGUUCAGUGACUAUUUCAAUUUGUCUGACUUUCUGGCCAUUGUCACCUUCUUCAUUGGCUUUGGCUUGCGAUUGGCCGGAGGUGAAGCCUUUAUUGCCGGGAGGACGGUGUAUUGUCUCAAUAUCAUCUUCUGGUACGUGCGACUCUUGGAUAUUCUGGCUGUCAACCAGCAAGCCGGACCGUACGUCAUGAUGAUUGCUAAAAUGGUAGCCAACAUGUUCUAUAUUGUAGUCAUUAUGUUUAUAGUGCUGCUCAGCUAUGGCGUACCCAGGAAAGCCAUUCUGUACCCAAACGAAUCGCCCAGCUGGACGCUGGCUAAAGAUGUGGUGUUCCAGCCAUACUGGAUGAUGUACGGGGAAGUGUAUGCCUAUGAAAUCGAUGUGUGUGCCAAUAACUCAGAUUCGGCAGUGAAGUCUCUGUGUGGAGCAGGAGUGUGGCUGACUCCUUUCCUCCAAGCAGUCUACCUCUUUGUACAGUAUAUACUAAUGGUCAACCUCCUCAUUGCCUUCUUCAACAAUGUGUAUCUGCAAGUGAAGUCCAUUUCGAAUCUGGUGUGGAAGUACCAACGCUACCACUUUAUUAUGGCCUACCAUGAGAAGCCUGUCCUCCCACCGCCCUUCAUCCUCUUCUGCCAUAUCUACUCCCUCUUCUGUACGUGUAGGAAGAGGAAGAAGGAGCAUACCUACGGGCCAAAGCUGUUUCUCACUGAGGAAGACCAAAAGAAGCUUCAUGAUUUUGAGGAGCAAUGUGUGGAGACGUACUUUCAUGAAAAGAAGGAUCAGUUUCACUCUGGGAGUGACGAGCGCAUACGUCUUACCUCAGAAAGGGUUGAGACCAUGUGUUUGCAGCUGAAGGAGGUUGGGAACAAGGUCAACUUCAUAAAACGCUCUUUGCACACGCUGGAUUCCCAGAUUGGCCACCUGCAGGACCUCUCAGCUCUGACUGUGGACACCCUGAAGACCCUCAGUGCUCAGAGGGCGUCAGAGGCCAGCAAGGUCCACAAUCAGAUCAAGCGGGAGCUCAGCCUCUCUAAGAACUUGGUCCCCAGCAUCGCCCCCGGGGCAUCGGACACCGGCCCCCACUCAAAGUCGUCCGCCAUCGGAAAACGCAGCAAGGGGGCGUACUUCAGCUCCUCUUUCCCCCAGCCAGUAGCCAACAUUGCAGAUUCUCUUUUCGGGAUUGGAGCAGGGGGCGGGUCGGAAAGUAGCCGGCGAAUCGGGCCCAUCCACGGAGCGGGACUGGGGCUGGACCCCAACCUCAACCCAUCAUGGAGUCCAGAGAGGAGGGGGUUAUUUGAGCUUGGGCACCUUGCUGCACAGGCCGGCUCCUCGGGCAGCAUCGGCUCCAGUGCCCAAAGCGCUGUGGCCGCUUCCCCUCCGGAGCUGCGUCUCCGAGGCCACUCUCUCUCCCAGAGAAAGCUGACCCGUCCACAGGAGCCGGCUCUCUUCGACUCCCCAUCCAGCCUGCCCAGCGCGCCCUCCCCGGGGGUUCAGUUCCACAUCGGCAGCACGUCUUCCCAGCCCAGUGGCUCCAGCCACCCAGAAAUCGCUCUAGCUAGGCCUUACCAGCAGCCCGACAACACCACUGAGUUUGGGGCAUUUGUGGGGCAUAAAGACAGUUUGGACCUGCAGCACUCCACACCCAAAGAGACCUCCAGCAGACGGCAAAGCCCGGUCCCACAGACCAGAUUACAGACUCCGGCUGAAGGUCAAGGUAAUAUCAGAGCCGUAAACUCUUUCGCUGGCUUCACAGAGUUUGAUAAACACCCAGCUUUCCUGCACCCAGACUCCACUCUAAAGAAGGACAAGAGCAGAGUGUCAGCUGAAGACAUCCUCAUCCACGAGGACCCUCGGGCGGCAGUACCGGAAAGAAUUCAGGUCAAAUCAGCCCAAGCCAGCAGCCUGCGAGCCCCAGGGGAAGAUGCACCAAAUGCAGCAGUUUCUCUCUACGCGCCUCGACAUUCCCACAUCGGCGGCAGAAAGGACUCAAUUGGCUCACCUUUCAAGCCCGUGGAAAGCUACCAGUACUCAGCUGUAGAGCGCAACAACUUGAUGAGGCUGUCCCAGAGCAUCCCCUUCACCCCUGUGCCCCCUAGAGGGGAGCCGGUAACUGUGUACCGCCUGGAGGAGAGCUCCCCCAACACCAUCAACAACAGCAUGUCUUCCUGGGCCCAGCGGGGCCUCUGUGCUAAAAUAGAGUUCCUCAGCAAGGAGGAGAUGGGCGGAGGACUCCGACGGGCCCUCAAGGUGCUCUGCACCUGGUCCGAGUACGACCUCCUGAAACCGGGACAUCUGUACAUAGUCAAAUCCUUCCUUCCCGAGGUGGUCCAAACCUGGCAGAGCAUCUACAAGGAGGACACUGUGCUGCACCUUUCCUACGACAUGAUAUUUGGACCUGCCAACCUGGGGGACGAUGCCAUUAGGAACUUCAGAGCGAAGCACCACUGCAACUCCUGCUGUCGGAAACUCAAGCUUCCAGAUCUAAAGCGGAACGAUUACACUCCAGAUAAGGUGACCUUCCCACAUGACGACCCUUCCAACCCGGGGGGCAGCGUAAAAGAGGCCCGUCAAUCAAUGAGGCAGAUGCUGUGAUUGGUUUGGAGACACAGAGAGAGAACACACAACAAACGAUUUAACACAAAGCCAAGGAGCAGAGAGGCUCGCCCAAUCAACUGGAAGAUUCACCCCUUGUUUCCGUGGAAACCAGUGCAUGCAGAUGUCAUAUUUUUUGUUGAUUCCGCCAAAAUGCUGUGUUGAAUCCAACCAUGCUGACAUACAUACAUAUAUAUAUAUAAAUAUAUAAAAUGAGAGAGCGAACGGGAUUUAUUGACGGGUAUAAUAUCAUUGCAGAGGGUUUAUUAUUUAUUUAAGUUUGAGAAGUUGCCUUGUCUAAAAAGAACAAAUCUAAGUGCUUUGUACACGUGUUACAGCAGCUUCAGAGCCUGCUGGGACUCCGUCACUGCAACAACGCAGUUUGUCACCACAUCAUUUUUAUAAAUGUGUAAACACUUAUAUCACAACCUUUUAUCUUAGUUAAUGGGCAGACCUACAUGCAUUUGAAAAUCUUGUAAAAUAUGGGCUGAUUGCAAUGCAACUUUUACAGAUGUGAUGUAUGUCAUUUUAUUGUAUUGAAAGUGUGUCCACUAAAAAAAUAUUGCGGGAAGUUUUUAUUGUUACAAAGGUACUAUUGCUAUAUCGUUGUCAUCAACUAUCGUAUGAGCAAAUUACAAUCCAGUGUAUCUUAUAGAUACUGUUAUCUGGCAUGAGCUGAACAGAAUAUUUUAUUCAGGGGAACUGACAGACUUAAGGGUAUUACUGUAUACAUUUUGUACUGGACAUCAUUUUAAACAAAUAAAAAUGUAAAAAAGCUUUAGCAACAUUGCUCAGCUC